This is a messenger RNA of Manihot esculenta (cassava), 2103 nucleotides long. Its product is annotated as L-ascorbate oxidase homolog. Bases 240 to 1865 code for a protein of 541 amino acids. Gene Ontology annotation, molecular function: copper ion binding; oxidoreductase activity. NCBI's taxonomy places the organism in Eukaryota, Viridiplantae, Streptophyta, Magnoliopsida, Malpighiales, Euphorbiaceae. The transcript has 8 exons. The record is from RefSeq and is a predicted model, not a curated record.
UCUCUGCUUAGUUACCUUACAAAACAGAGCUUUGCUCUGUAAUUAACAAAAAAUUAAUUCACACACCAAUGCACAGAUUCCAGAGAUAAAUUACAGUUUAUGGAAGAGCCACAACCAGAGAUGGAGCCCCAUUUCCUCUCUUUAUAAUGUACCCUUCGAGUCUUUGUUUUCUUGCAGAUCCAAAACCUCUUUAUUAACAUUACAGAGAUAAGAACACAGAAGGGUUGAGCCUGUCAAAAAUGAGAACUUGCUGGCCUUUUUCUUUCCUUGUUCUGGUUUUCUUCCUUUAUCAUGGCGUUAAUGGCGAGAACCCUUAUAGGUUCUUCACAUGGAAAGUCACUUAUGGUGACAUUUAUCCUCUUGGAGUUAAGCAACAGGGAAUUUUGAUUAAUGGGGAGUUUCCAGGGCCACAAAUCGAUGUUAUUACAAACGAUAACCUCAUUAUCAAUGUUUUCAAUUACCUGAGAGAGCCAUUCCUCAUCUCCUGGAAUGGCAUACAACAGAGGAGAAACUCAUGGCAGGAUGGAGUCUAUGGCACCAACUGUCCAAUCCCACCAGAAAAAAAUUUUACUUACAUCCUCCAAGUCAAGGACCAGAUUGGUAGCUUUUUUUACUUCCCAUCGCUUGGAAUGCACAAGGCUGCUGGAGGAUUUGGUGGCAUCAGAGUCUGGAGCCGCCCUCGGAUUCCUGUACCUUUCCCUCCUCCUUCUGGAGAUUUUACUGUACUAGCUGGAGACUGGUACAAGAGAAAUCACUAUCAAUUGAGACGAAUAUUAGAUGCUGGUCAUGAUCUGCCAUUCCCUGAUGGGCUUCUCAUCAAUGGUCGUGGAUGGAACGGAUAUAGAUUCACGGUUGAUCCAGGUAAGACUUACAGGUUCAGGAUAUCAAACGUGGGCCUUGCAACAUCUAUUAACUUCAGAAUUCAAGGGCAUAAGAUGAAAUUGGUGGAGGUUGAAGGAUCCCAUACCCUACAAAAUACCUACACUGCCCUUGACAUCCAUCUUGGGCAGUCUUAUUCUGUGUUGGUCACCGCUGAUCAGCCAGCCCAAGAUUACUACAUUGUCGUUUCUACACGCUUCACUGCUCGUGUACUCACAACAACUGCUGUUCUUCAUUAUAGCAAUUCAUAUAAAGGAGUUUCUGGUCGGAUCCCAGGUGGUCCUACUACUCAGAUUGAUUGGUCCCUCAACCAGGCCCGAUCUAUACGUUGGAAUCUGACUGCAAGUGGGCCGAGGCCGAAUCCUCAAGGUUCUUACCAUUAUGGAAUGAUUAAGACAAGCCGCACAAUCACUCUUGCAAACUCUGCUCCUAUUAUCAAUCGCAAGCAGAGAUUUGCUGUCAACAGUGUCUCAUUUCUUCCUCCAGAUACCCCAUUAAAACUUGCAGACUACUUCAAGAUUCCUGGAGUUUUCAACUUGGGAAGUAUUCAAAGCUACCCUAACUGGGGAAAUGCCUACCUCCAGACUUCAGUUAUGUCUGCUAAUUUCAGGGAGUUCAUUGAGAUUAUUUUCCAAAACUGGGAGGACACUGUUCAGUCAUGGCACAUAGAUGGCCACUCGUUCUUUGUUGUUGGAAUGGAUGGAGGACAAUGGACGCCUUCAAGCAGAGCAGGAUAUAACUUGAGAGAUGCAGUUGCACGUUGCACAACUCAGGUAUAUCCCAAGUCUUGGACUGCUGUUUACAUGGCUUUGGACAACGUGGGAAUGUGGAACAUUCGGUCUGAGAACUGGGCAAGGCAAUAUCUUGGGCAACAGUUUUAUCUCAGAGUUUACACAGCUUCAAAUUCAUGGAGAGAUGAAUUGCCAAUCCCGAGGAAUGCUCUUCUUUGCGGCAGGGCGACAGGUCGUCACACAAGGCCUCUUUGAAUUUGGAUUAGAAUUUAGAUCAUAAUUGUUGUCACCAUUGGGUGACAUGGUGCUUGAGUUGAAGUGUUAAAGCGGGAAAUUGUUAAUGCAGUAGCUCAACUUGAGCUCUGAGUCUGUAUUCUUGAUUUGCAUGGCUUUGCUAUCUUGUGUUUGCAAGUUUAUUCUUAUCAACUCAACCCAUUGUGCAGAAGUUGUUUAUUCUCUAUGAUAAUCAUGGUGGAUAAAUCCCCCUAUUAUC